CUUGACAUUACGAGGUUUGUGUUGAGAAAUAUCUGUGUGUAGAUUUCAUGGCCUGAAUAUCAAAAUAUUGUUAAAUGGCUGAUGUUGAAGAAAUAAUUUCAUCAGAACUAGCACAUGUUCAACAGAAGGCUCCAAAUAUUGAAGGAGUAACUUUGGAAGCAGCUGUACGAAACAUUGUUAGAGCAACUAUCAGAUUAACAGGUCUUAGAACAAUUACAACAUGUAUGCAGUUCCCAGCACAAUACCCACAGGAACCUAUAGUUAUAGAAUUAAAGAGUAAAACAUUGCCUGAAAAAGUCUGUGAUAAAAUAACAAAAAUUUGUGAAGAGGAAGCGAAAAAAUGGCUCGGUCAAAAACAGGUGAUGUUAAUGAUCAACUUUGUAAAGGAAUUUUUAAUAGAAAACCCGUUAUGUGUUUGUAGUGAGGAACUGUUAUCUGUGAAAAAGAAAUUACUAACAUCAGACGACACUGUCAUAUUAAAACAAGCAACAUCAAAAGUUGUCUAUAGGAUAACACAAGAACAAUAUUUCAUGCAAUUUGUUUUAGUAGUGCCUGAAGAAUAUCCUCUUAAACAAGUCAAAGUUGAAUUAGAAGAGCAUAAUUUUCCAGAAAUAUUAAAAGUCAAUUUUAUAUCACAAGCAAUAGAAAUAGCCAGAAAAUGUGUGCAACCUCCAAUAAAGAAAAAACCUAAGGAUCCUCCAUUUGAACCACAGCCGUCAGUUUUACCAGUUGUUAAAUUCUUAGUAGAAUCAAUAAAGAAAUUUCCUGUGAUGUGCUGCCCUCUAUGUAAAGAAAGAGUUUUUCCACAAAAUCCAUCGGAACCAGUAACAGAUAAAAGAAAAAGAAUGGAAAAGUUGUAUUGUGGUCAUUUAUUCCACUUUGGUUGCUUGUACAAAUAUGUAAAAACACCACCUUUCACUGGUAAAAUAUGUCCAGAUUGUGGUAAUGCUAUAUAUCAUGAUAAGUUUAAACUCUCACCUCAACUGAUGGAAGCCAGAUGGGCACAUAAACAGGCUAGACAGAGAGAAUUGGACGAAGUUGUAGACUUUUUAGAAUGAUACACAUUAGGUUUUAAUUUUAAAUUAAUUACUUUUAUUGAUAUGAUACGAUGAAAUCCAUUUCAUCUGCUUCUUUUCAGGGUAUAUGAGAUGAAAUUUAAUAUGACAAGUUUUUUGAACUAAAAAAUUUAUGUUUGUUAAUAUGGAUUUCAUUGUAUGUUCAUUUCUGUGAUCAGUAAAAAAAAAUGCCAAAGAAAUGAAAAUAGAGAAUCUAUAGCAACUAUAGGUCAUCAUACAGCCUUCAACAAUGAGAAAAACCUAUACCACACAGUAUAAGCUAUAAAAGGCCCCAAAAUGACAAAUAUAAAACAAUUCAAACAAGAAAACUAACAGCCUGAUUUAUGUACAAAACAAUAAAUGAAAAUCAGAUAACAACAAACAAGAACUACCGACUUACAGGCUCCUGACUUCAUAUAUCGUUGAUCAUCUUGAUUUUAUGGGUUCUUGAGCAUUCAGACCGUCAUUUGUAGUUUUCCCGAGUAAACCCAUUGUUUAAAAAAAAUUGUACCAUGAAGUUUAUAAGAUAUACAAAGAAACAUAACUUAUCUAAUCACUGUAGUUUAAUGAAAUAGAAAGUAAAAAAUUACAAUAUUUGUUUGUUACAAGUUAUACCUCAAUCGUAUUUCUGACAAUGUCUAGUGUAUUGAAUAUGCAAAUAUGCAACAUAUUCAGAGCUCUCUAUUUUGUCCUUAGCCAAUGAUUUGUUUAUAUGUUGGAAUCUCAAGGUCAUAUAGUUUUCAUGCAAUAUUGUUAAUCAAGAAUUGUUUACUAUUUAUAUAUGGAAAUUCUUGUAUGUAUUUUUUAUACUUAAAAGAUAACUAAUUCCUAUUGCUAUGAAAAUCAAAGACUUUUAUGAUAUAAGUCUUCUAAAAAAGAUAAAUUUAUAUUUUAAAUCAUGUCUAACAAAUUUUGCUUUGGACUCCAAAAUUCUUUCAUUUGUCGCAACACUGGAAAAACUGACAAAAAAGCUUCAUUUUGAGAUCUUGUCAUUUAUAUUUAGAUACGAGCCAAGGGUUACCCAAAUAGGUAUUUUGUUACAAGAUGUCUAAUUCAUGAAUGUUAAAAAAGGUUUAUAUAUCUUUUUAAUAAAUUUUUCCAAAAACUAUGACAGUAAAAUGGUCAUUUUAGGUAAAAUAUUUAAACAUGUUUCUAACAACACAAUGACAUCAUGACUGACAUUUCUGUACUCAAAUGUUCACAUUAUAUCAUUAUAAAAGAAAAAUUAUCAAUAUUGAAAGAAUUGAAGAAAUUCACAAUUUUUGCUGUUUGAAGGGCCAGAUAAUCACUCUAUUCAUACCUCCUGUGUCCUUUAUAAAUCACACAAUUUCAGGGACUUUGAAAAUUAAUAGUUAUAUAAUUUAACUCAGACAUGUGCAGAAAAAGCGGUAUAUAUUUACUAUUUAUCUAUAGUUUUCAAAUGCCAUUUUAUAACUCUUACAAGAUUGAAAUUAAGAGAGAGAAAAGAUUGAAAUUAAGAAAGAGAACUAGUUUUACUUGUAGCAGAGAACUAGAUUUGACAAUGAAACAUCUUGAUAUAUGAAUAAAAGGAAAUUAUUAGUAUAUGUUAUUUGAGAUAAAAAACAGUAUCCAACAAAGCAGUGAAAUCAAAUAAGACAUUAAGAGCUCAACUUAUUUUAGUUCAUUUUGUGCAAUGGAUUGUAAAUGAGUCCUCAAGGAUCAAUUUUGAUUAACAUGUUCUUUUUUUCAUAGUUGCUUAGCUACAUGUAUGUUCUUAUAUUUGAAGCUUUUUGAAAAAGCUAAUAUUUGUAAAGCAACUUAUGAUUAAAAAGUAAAAAGUAAAAAUGUUAGAUGUGAGUUAUAUCUGAACAUUGUAUUUGUAUAUGUCAAUUGCACUGUGUAGGUAAAUGUCAUUUAAAGAUUGUAAAAUGCUAUCAAAAAUUGCAGUUCUGUGGAUUCAUUUAUUUUCGUGGAUGUCAAUUUUUGUUGAUCGAGGAAAAAUUUUAUUUUUUGUGUUUUUUUCUUCAGAAUUCUGUAUUCAAGCCAAUAGACAAUUUACACCUUGCUGAACAUUUGAAUUUGGUGUUUCUUACACCAACAAAAGCAAGAAAAUUUGUAUCCCCAAAAAAUAAAUGAAUUCACAGUAUCCGUCAAAACUUAUGUGUUAAAUGUAGUACAUGUAGAAUCUCUAUAUAUUACAUAUGGUAUAUUUUAAUUUGUUUAUAUGAAAAAUAUUGUGAGCUUAAAAUAUGGAAGUGAGUGUUUUGCAAAAGGAAUAAAUUUGUUAUGAUUGUUUUAGUCAUUGCUUUGUUGCAUGCAUAUUAUUUUUAAGAUUAUUAUUACCUCCCUCGAUAUUUAAUUAAAGCAUUGAUUUUACCUUAUUAAACAGGACUGAUGCAACCGUGUUAAUAAUUUUUCAUUAAAAAAAAAAGAAAACCAGCAGUUUAAAGGUUUCACUGUAUUUUACUGUAUUUAUUUACAGCUGGUAAAUAUUUUCAAAAGUGACACCAAACUUAAGGAUAAGUUAUCAACAUCUCAAAUAAUGGAUAUCCAUAUCCAACCAAUGACAAUGGUUUAAUUUUAUUUUGUUAAGAAAUUAAAUUACCCACAAUCCUUCAGAUUUUGAAACAUUGCAUAAGCAUAUAAGAAAUCAGUAUAUCAACAUACAAUUAUAUUACUCAAUGUUAUUGAUCACUUGUGAGUAGUACGCUAAAUUCAAAUAUUUUUGCUAUGUUUUUAUAUUUGUGAAAAAUUGAAACGGAUCUGGUUCUGCGAAAGAAAAAAAUCACAUUUUAAAUUCUGAUUGCAUUAUUUGUAUGCAGCAAUUGCUAAUUUCUGUUUAUUGUUCAGCCAUUACAAUCAUAAAUGCAUGCAAAUUUUUAUAGAUUUUCAAUAACUCCUAUGUUACCAUUACUAAAAUAGAACUAUUUAUUUAGCUAUUUUUAGCCAUGUCCAAUCAGGUGAAAUAGAUGACGUAAUAAUCAUUGUUAUAUUUGUAAAAAUCACAAUACAUUUUACUAAGUUGAAAAUAUAUAUAUUAUUGACCUGCAAGAAAUGACAAUGAUAGAAUUACUAUGAUUUAUUAAGGGUCUUACACAGGUUGAAUUACUAGAGUUUGGUUAAAAAAGGUUUUCAGUUUAUGCUGGGUUUUUUUUUUUUGGAAAAGUUUUACUGUAUUUUCACAGUCAUUAUUUCUUUCAAUGGUCGUUUUUGUGUUCGAAAUCAAACAUGCUGAAUUGACUGUAUUCAUAGUGUUUAUCGUGAUAACCUUAAAGAAAAAAGUGUAUACCCAAAAGUUUUGAAAAAAGGACAAUAUGACUUCUUAUUUUCCUUAAGGUGGUACCCAACACCUUGACUAAAAUUAAUUUGGCUCGUUUAAUUUUCAUAAAAUUUUGACAUAAUGUUUACUUUGACCCUUUGACAAAAAUAUAAAAAUUUCAAAGAAUUUGAACCAACCACUUUAUCAGAAAAAUUUCGUUGGUUAUAUAGCAGUUUGACAAACACUAAUUUUGAUCAUUGAGAAGCGUAAUAUUUUCUUAACAAAACAACGUGAUUAAAACGUUUAGCUGAUUUUUACAGAGUUAUCUCCCUGUAGUGUUAGGUACCACCUUAAAUGUUCAAAUUUAUAGAUAGGUUGGAUAGUCCCCCAAAUUUAUCUUAUGUGUAUGGAAAUGUUUGUGUGAAAAUGGUAUGAAUUUUGAUUGAGUUGUUACAUUUGGUGACAGAUGAAUAUGAGAACAAUAGCGCAGUUAACAAAUUCAUUGCAUGUUACUAAUACAUGAUUUGAGAACCAUACUUAAUAAUGGAAGACGUGAGAUUAUUAAAUCAAUAGAAUAUC
Messenger RNA from Mytilus californianus (California mussel), 4854 nucleotides. RefSeq lists its product as uncharacterized. Gene Ontology annotation, molecular function: protein binding; metal ion binding. Bases 75 to 1058 code for a protein of 327 amino acids. The transcript has 8 exons. Lineage: Eukaryota; Metazoa; Mollusca; Bivalvia; Mytilida; Mytilidae. The record is from RefSeq and is a predicted model, not a curated record.